AUAGUCAAAUUAAAAUAGAUAUUAUGUUCUCUGUCUUUUUCACGCAUUGUACUUUGUGUCUCUGAUAUAUUGUGUGCUAUCGUUCUAACCUCCGUAUAAACAAAUAGCCCGAUGUGUUUCAAGUGAAUUAUAUUCGAUAAAAUUAAAAAUUCUAUAUAUUAUUUUUAAUCAAAUUUUGAAUUAGAUUUAUCGAUUAGUAUUGAAAUACAUUUGUAGUGUGAUAUUUUCAAUUUCCGAAAUACGUGUGUGACAGAGAAUGGCAGUCCCUUUGGCAACCACGUCCUUUGGCUCGAGAAGUUAUCCGUUGAUAAUGUCUGAAAAACGCAAUGAUAGUAAUGGCAAAAAUGUUAUCUCAGACUAUCGUUUGUCGGCCUGGCAUCCAGAGAUGAUACUGGUGUCAAAAGCACCAGUCACAUUGCAAGGUUUCUUAAUCAUUCCAAAUUCACCCUCCGCUACGUUGGGUUGCAUACAAACUAGAAUAAAAUUACAACUAAUCGCACCAAAUUAUCCAUCAGUUCGGGAUGCACAGAUUAAUUUUGGCACAGCAAUAGCCUUGCUGCGCGAUAGAAAAUUCGAUAAAAAGAUGAAAGAAUUAAUGAGUUGUGAUGUAAUGGUGCCUUCAUUUUUAACACGAUUACAAUCACUCAUUGGUAAACAUUUAUAUGAUAAACACAAUGAAAGUCAUACGAACUAUUUAUCUUUAAGUAAUUUUAUGGAAGAUUUACAAUCAGUUCUUCCAAAUCCAUCUGGUGUACAGUUGUCAUGUGAUGAUAGGCUAAAAAAUAUUAAAUUAUCCUUAAAUGAUAUAUCUGUUAUAUUAGAAAGAAAUGAAAACACUGAAGUUCCUUGGAAGAUUAUAUCUUCUGAUUUUCCCAAGAUACUAGCCUUCGAAGGUUUUGAAAAAAAUAUAAAGAAUUUGAGUAUUGCGAUAACAAAGUUUAAGUGGCAGGUGGAAUUAUUGGAGAAAGCAUGGGAACAAUUAAGGCAGAUUGAUAAAAAUUGCUGGGUGAUUGAUCCGCCUGAGCCAAAUAAGAGCCAUAUGCACAGACGUAUUCACCUUUCACAAUCCAUAUCUGUGAUAAUUACAAUAGAUCCACUAAAACCUACUGCUUUGCCAGAAAUUAAAUUCAUAGGCAGCGAUAGUGAGGUGAAAAAACAAGAAGAAUAUGCUUCCAAUAAUAUUGGUAACUGGAAUCUAAACUGUAGUCUUUUGGAGAAUUUAAGGAUGCUGCUGAAUAUGUAUGAAUUUCCUGAGCCACAAGAAAGUUUGGAGGACAAAAAUUCUAUUAUUGGCAGUCGAGAAUGCGGUAUAUGUUUCUUUGCGAAAAUGGAAGAAACUGCUGUGUUACCUGAUAAGAUAUGUAACAAUAAGAAAUGCAUGAUACACUACCAUUCGGCAUGCUUAGCAAAGUGGUUACAGACAAAAGCCGGAAAUCAAGUUGUAUUCGGUCAUAUUCAUGGCACUUGUCCACAUUGCAAGGAAAAUAUAUCAUGUUCCAUUGAAUAUUAACGAUUCUCUCCAACUUUUAAAAUAU
Dinoponera quadriceps is the source of this 1535-nucleotide messenger RNA. It is a transcript of the gene Fancl, whose product is annotated as E3 ubiquitin-protein ligase FANCL. Bases 257 to 1510 code for a protein of 417 amino acids. NCBI's taxonomy places the organism in Eukaryota, Metazoa, Arthropoda, Insecta, Hymenoptera, Formicidae. Gene Ontology annotation, molecular function: ubiquitin protein ligase activity. Gene Ontology annotation, biological process: interstrand cross-link repair; protein monoubiquitination. The record is from RefSeq and is a predicted model, not a curated record. The transcript is spliced from 7 exons. Gene Ontology annotation, cellular component: Fanconi anaemia nuclear complex; nucleus.